Toxorhynchites rutilus septentrionalis is the source of this 1766-nucleotide messenger RNA. RefSeq lists its product as uncharacterized. The record is from RefSeq and is a predicted model, not a curated record. The coding region runs from base 161 to 1504 and encodes 447 amino acids. NCBI's taxonomy places the organism in Eukaryota, Metazoa, Arthropoda, Insecta, Diptera, Culicidae. The transcript is spliced from 4 exons.
UUCUCUAUUGUGACGCUUUCUAUGGGUGCACCACGAAUGCCCAAACCCCCGUUCCAACAAUCGAGAAAAAAGAAAAGCCAUCAUUUUUCGGGGCAGUCAGGAUUCGACGAAAUAGUACUCUCCGGUACAGCACGCCAUACCCGUCGAAUUUGCCAGCGGCAUGAUGGAGGUGGAUACCGACUACGAGGUAAACGAAUCCAGCUCGAGUCUUUUCAGCGGCUUCACCAAGGCCUACUCGAACAAUUUGCCAUGCGUGAGCAGCGAAAUGCUGUGGAAUUAUGUAGUCCAAUUGAUGCAGGUCGCUUCGCAAAAUCCGGAACAGGCAAAGAUGCUACAAACGGUGGCAGCCAGCAAACCUGAAUACUCUGAUGAUUCCAUCUGCUAUGCUCAGCUCAAGCGCGAUGAACGACAUUGUAUCGUGAAGGCUCAGAUCAUAACCGGAAACAGCACUGUCGAGGCUAAAAUCUUCCAACUGACCGCCAUCGUGGAUGAGCACGAUGAGCGGAUUCAUUCGGUUGAAUGUAGCGAAUGUUUCGAGAGUGGCGAUUGCCGACAUGCGAUCAGUUUCCUCGCAUGGAUACACCGGAAAAGUGAAGCAGACGACAGCAGCGAGGUGGUGUGCUAUUUCCGGGGCCCAAUAUUUGCCGAGUUAGAAAGUCUUCCGCCGAAACCCGCUCUCAACAAAACGAAGGCGAAAAAUUUCAUACGGGAAAUUGUGCGCAUCCUACAGACUGAGGACAUUGAUUGUCCGCUGAGGUGGAAUUUUUCAUCGGCGAAUAAGAAAUUUGGUAAUCUGUCCAUUCACGAGAUGAUAAUGACCGCGGUCAAAAAUAAGUUCGACACCGCACAAUUCUUUGAGCAUGCAUAUUCGGUCAUAUCUGCAUCGCAAUCACUUUUGGUGGAUAAGACUAAGUUUACACCAAAGUACAAUUCGUGGUAUUUGGAACUUCGUUACGCACGGAUCACAAGUGCCAAGGUUUCCGAUUGUAUCAAUCUGAACGUUACUCAGGCUGUGCUCUACGAGACGAUACUUGGCUGUCACAAAGAGAUUGACCAGAAUACCCAGCGGAAGAAAAUGGCGGUGCGGCAGAGGCUGGAAAAGUACACAAAAACCAAGUACGAGAACUGCAAAAUCAUACUGAAUCCUAAUUAUCCCAUAAUUUUUGACGUCCCUGACGGGAUCUGUCAGUCGCACGUGAUUGAAAUCAAAUGCCCAAAGUCGCAGGAUCACAUGCAGAAGUACGUUACGGAGAAUGGGUCCAUCUGUGAGAAGUACUACAUGGAGAUCCAGAUCCACAUGUACAUGCACGGUAAAACGGCGGGUGUGGUAUGCGUUGCGGAUCCUGAUUUUGAAACCAACAACGAAAUCUACAUGCACUCGUUCAAUCUGAACCGGAACUUUGCCAUCAACAAGCUGAACAAGGCAAUGGAUUACUGGAAGAACAUCGUCUAUCCGGAGCUGAUGAACAGUUGGUCGGACUCUGACGAUCUGGUUGAAGAAUAAACCCUUCCCGGCAUGUGCAAUAGUACGAGCCUUCCGUGUUGUAGCAUGUCUGAUCGCACGGCUUGUCUAUCUUGCACUCGUUGAUAUCCUGCUCGCACAGGGACCCCGCGUACCCAGCUGGACAGCUACACGUAUCGGGUGCGGUGCAGCGACCUCCAUUCCGACACUGCGACCGACAGAUGGCUGCAGAAUAAUUUAAACAAUCUGACUACAUGCGUGACAUUUUAAUAAACAAUUGAUACUCGAUACAAGUUCACUGGAA